This is a messenger RNA of Closterium sp. Naga37s-1, 1449 nucleotides long. Lineage: Eukaryota; Viridiplantae; Streptophyta; Zygnematophyceae; Desmidiales; Closteriaceae. The record is from the annotation of a GenBank genome assembly.
AUGGAUGUUAGGAGCGUAAGGUCCCAGGUCAUCGCGAUCUGGAAAAGAUCCUCCCGCGAGGCCAGCUGGGACGCAGAUAGGGCUUGGUCCGGUGGGGGCUGGGCUCUGCGCUGCUGUCUGCGGUUGGUUCCUCUCUCUACUGUUGCUGCGCCACCUCCUCUCCUGAUUCCGCGCGAGAUGGCGCUUCCGUCCGCCCACGACCGCGAGUGUACCGCGGAGAGUGCACCUGUGCUUCCGCCACGCCCGGCGGUGAGCGUUCCUGCUCGUCCUCCCGCUGCUGCGGACCAAAUCCGGCGCCGAUUUGAGGACCAGCGCCGUCCUCCCGGGCCGCGCGUCGCUGAUUCGCCUCCGAGAGUGGCAACCCGCGCGGAGUCCGCUGUGCGUUCUGGCGCCUUGGCGGAGCCGCACCGGGGGCGUUCUCCGCGUCGUCGGACGCCUGAGCCUCGUGACGAACGCUGCGAGGGGCGGCGUGAAGAUCGCCGCGAGCGUCGCUCCCCUCGUCGUCAGGGGAGCCGCAGCCGUUCCCCUGGGCGUCGUUCGCCAAGUCACCGUUCCCCAUCUCGCCAUUCGCCUCGCUGUCAUUCACCCGCGCGCCGAUCCUCAGGGCGUCGCACUCCUGCUCGCCGUUCUCCGCGCGAAUCGCCGGUGAAGCGCCAGCGGCGCCAUUCUCCAUCGCGUCGUGAGCGAUCCCCUGCGCUCCGCCCGCGCAGCACGUCCCGGCCCCAAUCUCCAGCCCGCUCGUGGUCGAAUAGUCGUGGGCGGCGUGGCAGUCGCGGGGGCCGCGGACGCGGGGGCAGGGGUCGCCAGUCUGCGUCGGACUUUGCGCGCGCCCUGGAGAGGCUUCCGGACGUGCUCGCAACUGCUCUCCGUGAGUCGCAGGUGGCGACAGCCUGUCGCUCCGUUCCGCCAGACACUCCUCGUUCUCUUCCCGCCAUUGUCGAGGUAGCCAACCGUGCGGUGUCCCCGCAGCGCUCUGUCCAGCAGCCGCCUGUUCUCCCGGGUUUUGUUGGCGCUGGCGGAGGCCCAGCAAGGGGUCCGUAUCGUGACCCUCGUCCUCGCCUUGAGGAGGCGGAGUAUUCAUGUUCCACGGCGACCCUGCGUCAGCUGUGGAUACUGUCGGAGUGCCUAGAGGCACUGGCGCGUGUUCUCCGGUCAACUCGUGCGUCGAUGCCGAUAUCCCGCCCGAGCACAUUUGCUGAGAAACCGCAAGCAGCGUGCUUGGGGGCGGCGGAUGAGAUCCUAUCCCUCUUGGCGCCACUGCAGGCAGCGCCCUCCCCGGGUGCAGACGCGGCCAACCUGCUGGCUCGCGCGGCCCUGGAUCUGAGGCACAUUGCAGGGUCGGUUGAAGGCACACCCGGAGAUGCUCUAACCGCCUGCGUGUCAGUGGUCCGCCACUUGUGGCAGACCACGCGCGGAAUGCUCUCGUUUCUGGGGGCGGACCGCAUGUAG